AUAGCCAACAUUUAACAAACUCCAGCCAACCCAAACCUAACAACAUGGUACACACCACCAAUCAACAAACACACUUCAUCCUGGUACAUGGUGCAUGCCAUGGAUCCUGGUGCUGGUUUAAGCUCAAACCCCUUCUCGAAGCUGCCGGCCACCACGUAUCCGCCUUCGAUCUCACUGCCUCGGGCACCAAUCUCCAAGUAAUACAACAAGUUGCUACACUUGCUGAUUACACAAUGCCAUUGUUGGACUUCAUUGCCACCCUUCCGCUAGACGAGAAGGUUGUGCUUGUGGGUCAUAGCCUCGGCGGCAUGAACAUCGCCCUCGCCAUGGAAAAGUUCCCCCAAAAAGUCUCCGUCGGCGUUUUUCUCACCGCCUUCAUGCCUGAUACCGAUCAUAAGCCUUCUUAUGUUCUAGACCAGUAUAAUGAAAUCACUCCAGCAGAAGCUUGGUUGGACACAAAGUUCUUGCCGUACGAUGCUGAUCAACCUGAUUCUGAAAUGUCUAUGUUUUUUGGCCCCAAGUUUUUGUCUUCUAAGCUCUAUCAGCUCACCUCCGCUGAGGAUCUUGAAUUAGGGAAAACAUUGAUCAGGCCUUCUUCGUUAUUUAUGAAAGAUCUAAGGAAUGCGGAAACAUUUACCAAAGGAGGAUUUGGUUCUGUAAGACGGGCAUAUGUCAUUUGCGAUGAAGAUAAGGGUAUCAAGAAAGAAUUUCAACAAUGGAUGAUUGAUAAUAAUCCGGUCGAUGAGGUGAAAGAACUGAAACAUGUUGAUCAUAUGCCGAUGUUGUGUGACCCAAAGCAACUUAGUGUUUGCCUCCUUGAUAUAGCUGUUCAAUAUGCUUAGUGACCCAAAGUUCUUCUAGCAAUAUGAUGAAUUGGCUUUGAAUAAUGAUGAUUUCUCAAUUAAUAGUAAUUUGUAUCUUUUUAAUUUGACAAUUAAACAUAUUUUAUGUGUGCUUUCUAAAUUUGUUAAAUAAAACCAAAUGAUGUAAUCUUUUGAUCACUACCUAUAGCAUGUUUAUGUUAAAAUCAGCCAA
This is a messenger RNA of Helianthus annuus (common sunflower), 1035 nucleotides long. Its product is annotated as salicylic acid-binding protein 2. The record is from RefSeq and is a predicted model, not a curated record. Gene Ontology annotation, molecular function: methyl jasmonate esterase activity; methyl salicylate esterase activity; methyl indole-3-acetate esterase activity. The coding region runs from base 45 to 842 and encodes 265 amino acids. Lineage: Eukaryota; Viridiplantae; Streptophyta; Magnoliopsida; Asterales; Asteraceae. Gene Ontology annotation, biological process: salicylic acid metabolic process; jasmonic acid metabolic process. The transcript has 4 exons.